AUGCAUUCUCGAAUUCUAGGACCGUCGACCGGCAUCUGGAGAUCUCGUUUCGAAGCCAACUACGACCUACCCACCGAAAAAUGCAUGGAAGAAUUGGCAUAUGAAUACAAGACUCGCGCCGUUGUUCUCUCGCAUCGGAUGGACUUUCACGGGCGGAAAACAAACCUGAAAGAGCAGACAUGGCUAGACGUCAUCCAUACCAUGCUCAUCGAGUCCUUGACUCUCCCUCUCCAGUCCAGUGGUCCAAAAACAUACAACAGAUUGCGAGAAGUGAUGGCGCAGACGAAUUUCCUCAGUCGUCCGAAGAAGCAGCGAUCAUGCGAAUUGACCUGUGCCGUCCAGUUGUGCCUCACUGCCCUGGCUUUACAUAGAGAGGUUUCCGAGCCCUGUCCUCGAAAUGAAUACGAACUCGCUAUAGCUUAUUCCUUUGGAGGAGAGCUGAAAGGCCCAUAUAUCACACACAACAACCUUGACCUCACCAAGCUAUUGCAUGUCCGGAGCUUCUGGCAGCGACAUCUCCUGGACCCUGAAGAGAUGACGUUCUAUCUCACAUUCAAGGAUCUACCCGAAGACCACAAGCCUAAGAUGCGGAAGGGAUACGGUGCUAUCGAAUCGGACCUCAGCUCGUCUUGGAUCGGUUAUUAUUCAUGCCUCCACCCGAUGCCUGAAACUCGGACUCAAUUGAAUAAAAAUGUGGUCCAGACUUGCGCGGAUAUUGCAUCGCAAUUGCUUGAUAUCCUGUCCCUGGAUCUGCAGAUGACUGGCGAUGGAUUCUGGCCCGUAGAAUGCAACGCCUUGAUCCCCAUGAGCGAGGAUUCGGAUGUACACCGCGUGUUCUUCCAAGGAUCACAAGGUUACUACGGCCAGGCGAAGCGAUUUGAACCCUGUAUUCGGGUUCAAGGAAGAUAUCUCAUUUCCCUAUGGGGGAAUCGCGGGAUGGGCUCGGAUUUGCUUUGCCAUCAUUGCUAUGGGGCAGGAUAUAAAUUCGUCGGACUGGGUUCACGGGUACGAGGCGAUUCUUCUUCCCGGUGGCAGGGUCAUGAUGGGCCGAUGGUUGGAUCUGAAAGACCCGAGCGGUCGGGGGCCUUUCAUUUUUUGGGACGUUGA
Messenger RNA from Penicillium manginii, 1107 nucleotides. RefSeq lists its product as uncharacterized. The record is from RefSeq and is a predicted model, not a curated record. The transcript is spliced from 4 exons. Bases 1 to 1107 code for a protein of 368 amino acids. Lineage: Eukaryota; Fungi; Ascomycota; Eurotiomycetes; Eurotiales; Aspergillaceae.